Molecule: messenger RNA, 2480 nt
Organism: Cladophialophora immunda
Lineage: Eukaryota; Fungi; Ascomycota; Eurotiomycetes; Chaetothyriales; Herpotrichiellaceae
Exons: 1
Coding region: 193-2301 (702 amino acids)
Biological process (GO): regulation of transcription by RNA polymerase II
Cellular component (GO): mediator complex
Molecular function (GO): transcription coregulator activity
Source: RefSeq, a predicted model, not a curated record
CACGAAGACAUUCACCAACCUGCGACACAGAAGGAGAAGACAGUCGACCUGCUUACUGUGCUUGAGAAACCCUAACCCUAACCCUAGUCGCCAACGAUCCCGGUGUUACGCGUCUGAAAUAUUGCCAGACCGCGUCGUGUCGACGUGUGCAAUGCCAGGCGAGUGCAGCCAUGAGACGUCAGACCCAUAACCAUGGCGACACCAACUAAAUCCCAGAACAUUUCCACCCCCAAGCCGCAGCUCUCCCCUCCGAACAGGCUCAUGGCCUCCCCUCGACCAGGCACCUCGGGCAACUCGAAUCGUCCCCUCGCCUACAAAUCUCCGGCCGUCAAGACUCCAGCCUCAGCGCACGGACAUCAUGUCAGUGUCUCCUCGCAACCCAGUUCCACACCCCUAGCCGCAACUGCCGUUCAUGACGAUCUGCUUGCUCUCAACUCGCCCGCCGCCGCUCUCAUCAACUCUCUGGGCACUACAGGACUUACACCUUUGGGGAGUGGUGCGGAGGGACUGGGCAUCAGCACAGCUCUACCCGGCGGGCCCGUUAGACCUGCUCAUCCCCCUGUAAACCCGGAGGUCGAGCGACUGCAUAGAGCGGAGCUGGUUGUGGGUUUGCUCAAGAGUCGGGUUGGCGGGCACGGGAUAACGCGCAAUGGGGUGGAGAGAAUAGCACAGUUGCAAGGUUUCACCACUCUAUGGGACGAUGACAAUCUGACGAUUGCGGGAAACUGUGUUGACCUCGAGAUCAACUUCGAAGCGGGUGGCAGAGACGACGUUAGAGACGUGAGUCUCAAACUGAAUAUAUCGGACGGCGUGUCCGACAACGAGGAGCCUCAAUUCCAAGAACACGGCACCCAGGUUAUCAAGGGUAAUCUGCAAAAUCUCGCCGCUGUCGACGAAGCGCCAAGAUGGAGGUCUCUUGAUGCCUUUGCAGCGAAUCUACAGUACCUCAGCCAACUCGAUAGAAUCGAGAGUGGAACGCCCUGCUUUAACGCCGUGGGAGACCUCUACAAUGCGUUCCAAACGAUCUGGAAUGCUGAGAAGGAGAGGUUCAAGGGGCGGGCUUCUCGGCAACACCUGCGACAGGGUGCUGUCGGUAGACCUGUUAUGGACCGAAAGCCCAGAUUGGGCCUGGCUCUGGACUACUGGACCUCUCCAGACGAACCAAGUCAAAAACCCGAAGCCGUUUACAAUGAUAUGAUUGACGAUGCCACAAACCUCUACACGGCACGAAUAUCCUGUGAGCCUGGUCUACCCUCGACUGCGAUCACAAAGCAAUGGGUCUCGGACCGAGUUCUGAUCGAGGAUCCAGAGGCGAUGCUGGAUGUUGAGAACGAGAAAUGGAAGCCGGACUGGCAAGACCCUGGACAGGAUUCGGUGGGCUCAGAUCCAUUAACUAAGGUGGAGGCAGAUGAUGCAGCCGCAGACAAGCCGACAGACGUGGUCUCAGGCGUCCUGGAUAUGCAUUUCUCAUGCACCCUGGAGCCAGAGAUUUACCUCCCCAUCAACGUAGCUGCCAACUUGAAUGUGGAGAUUGCUAUGGUGGAUAUAAAGCAGGAGUUGGCCUUAACAUAUCAAGCGGCGUUGCAAAAGCACUUCAACGGUGCCGGUGUCAAUGGCGUCAGACAAGAGAGAUGGCUUAGAGUCUUACCAAUUCCCGAUGACAAAGCCUCAGGUCGAAUGCGACGGCAUUCGUAUGCCCUACAGUCCUCCCAGCACGCCCCGCCUCUAUGGUGUUAUCCUGUGAGGCACCUGAAAUUCAACCAUCCCAAACAAGUUGCGGCCGUAUUGCCUGUUUUGCGGCAGUAUGCCGUCGUCUGGGGUAUUCUGCGGAGCUUAGUUGAGUAUGAGGAUAGUGCCCAACAGGCCAGCCCUUUAAGGACGACCCAAUCCAACGGAAUGCAGAGCUCAGAAGUCACUCGGCGACCCUUGAAGCGAACGAACAAGAAGUCUCCCGGCUCCGACCUCGAUGAUCUCGCCAAACCGAACGGUGGGCUGGAUCCCGACCAGCCGUUGCCCAUUGACGUGAACAUGGAUGUGCUCUCUGAUAUUUCGAAGGCAAGGCUUGAUGUGUACAUCCCAAUGCGCGGGCCGCUUAGAAGAGUACAGAAGAUCCCAUUCAUUUUCUUGUCCUUGAAUAUCUGUCCCGGUGGAGGGAUUGAGGUUCGAGACUUGCGUGGAAUCGACAAAGAUGGCAUGGACAGUGGAAGCGGCCGGUCCAAGAUCAUUCGGAUUUUGGAGGCAACGGAAGAUAUUGGUCUGACGGUCGAAUGGCUUCUGGAACAGGCUGCUGCACGCAGCUGAGAGCUUUAAAAGCUUGCAGACUACGUCCACAAGCCGAAUAUCUGAGCUUGUUUGCUUGAGCAACAAUACAGUCUGCUUGGAUAAGCGCCAUAGCAUUUGCGUAAGGAUUCUUCAAUACCAAGGGCACGCAGGACCGCUCGAAUGCAUCAGGCCCGGCUGAAGAGCACAGGAUAACCCCC